This is a messenger RNA of Cucumis sativus (cucumber), 1593 nucleotides long. Its product is annotated as translation initiation factor eIF-2B subunit alpha. The transcript has 5 exons. Gene Ontology annotation, molecular function: guanyl-nucleotide exchange factor activity; translation initiation factor activity. Gene Ontology annotation, biological process: translational initiation. The record is from RefSeq and is a predicted model, not a curated record. Lineage: Eukaryota; Viridiplantae; Streptophyta; Magnoliopsida; Cucurbitales; Cucurbitaceae. Gene Ontology annotation, cellular component: eukaryotic translation initiation factor 2B complex. Bases 213 to 1397 code for a protein of 394 amino acids.
UUAAACAAAAACAAAACAAUACCAUUUUCGUAUUUUGUUAUUGGCAAAUAAUUUAUCCAAAACCAUAAUCCCUAAUUAAGAAUUAAGGUUUUGAUUUCGCGCAAUAUCAGUCGUAGAAAAGCAUUCCGUCGCCGGAAUCUUCAAAUCGGAGUGUCACCGUCGCCGCGUUCACCCUCUUAAAACCCCAAAAAAACUAAGAUUACAUAACACAAAUGUGGUGGAGAUCGGCCUCUUUCAUCCUCGACAAGCAGCAGGCUGAAGGAGCUUCAAAGGCCCCCGAAACCCUUUCCAUUUCCCCACCCACGCAAUCUUCUAUGGCGGACGCAUUUCAGAACCCUAACCCUAAAAUUUCAGCCUAUUACCAAAGCAGAGCUGCCCACACCGCCGUCGUCACCAGUGAUUGGCUUGCCCAGGCGCAGGCCGCUGUUGGAUUCCAAACCGACGAUCAGAUACCGUCGGAAACUGAUACCAGGGACUCUGAAUCCGGUAAGCCGUUUAGUGUGAUUGAUGAGUUUAAUAACUGGAGGAAACAGCCGGAUUUGGCUGAGGCCGUUGCAGCUAUUCGGGCUUUGGCGGCCGUCAUAAGGUCUAGUCAGGCCACGACUAUGAUGGAGCUCGAAAUUGAGCUGAAAAAGGCUUCAGACUCCCUAAAAUCGUGGGAUACAACUUCGAUAUCAUUGACAGCUGGCUGUGAUUUGUUCAUGCGGUAUGUUACUCGAACCUCGGCUUUAGAAUAUGAGGAUUUCAAGUCUGGUAAAUCUCGCCUGAUUGAACGCGCAGAAAAGUUUGGGGAGAUAUCCUGUAAGGCACGGAGAAUUAUUGCAAUGCUUAGUCAGGAUUUCAUUUUUGAUGGCUGUACAAUUUUGGUCCAUGGUUUCUCUAGAGUCGUGAUGGAAGUUCUGAGGUUGGCUGCACAGAAUAAGAAGCUCUUUAGAGUGUUUUGCACAGAAGGAAGACCGGACAGGACAGGUUUGCGUUUAUCCAACGAGCUAGCCAAACUUGAUGUCCCUGUAAAGCUCCUAAUUGACUCAGCAGUAGCAUAUGCAAUGGAUGAGGUUGAUAUGGUCCUUGUUGGUGCUGAUGGAGUAGUUGAGAGUGGAGGUAUAAUCAAUAUGAUGGGCACAUAUCAAAUUGCAUUAGUGGCACAUAGCAUGAACAAACCGGUGUAUGUGGCUGCUGAGAGUUACAAGUUUGCUCGACUGUACCCAUUGGAUCAAAAAGACAUGGCCCCUGCUCUCCGUCCAAUAGAUUUUGGGGUUCCAAUCCCAUCAAAGGUUGAAGUUGAAAAAUCUGCUCGAGACUAUACUCCUCCUCAAUACCUUACUCUUCUCUUUACAGAUUUGGGUGUUCUCUCUCCAUCUGUGGUGAGUGACGAACUCAUCCAACUAUAUUUAUAGUAAAACUCAAAAUUGUAGUGUUUGAUAUUUUGCACCUUGAAUGUGGGUGCUUUAACUCUAGAAAUUUUUUUGUGUAUUCACUCGUUUUUUCCAAAUGUAGUCUAGUAUUUGGCAUGUGAAUUUUAUGCACGUCUGCUCAUACAUGAGAACUGAACAUAUAUGCUUUCUAAAAUAAAAAGAAAAAUAGUUCAAAUUA